AUGUACGAUCGCGUACGACAAGAUUUUGCCGAUGCUCUUCUGGGUUCUCGAGAGAGCGAUCGAUCUCAACUGUUGGAUCUCAAGACGGGCCUAGCAGCAUGGUUCAGCGCAUCUUGUCAAGGAAGAGCUGACAGCGCUAAAGCCGAGCAAGAAGUCAGAGGGGGUGUGGGAUCGUUGGGAAGGGAUGAAGGGGCGCACGAAGGCGAAGAAGUGGGAGGAGCAACAGGAGGGGAAGCGUUGGAUCAGGAAGAUAUCGAUGCUUGGAAUAGAGAAGCCAGGACUUGGCAGCUCAUCGCUAGGCUGUACCAACAUGUGCCGCUGCUCAGCGAUCGCUUGUCGAGACAGCCAGCUGCCGAGCUGGAAGCUUCCCAAGGCUCCAGCUCCCAUCCUUACGAGACGCCGCUCAGCUCGGUGCAGAGGCUCUUGGCCCAGAGUCCCGGUCUCGCAGAGCUCGAGCUCGUCCGAACCUGGCUCUCCGAAUAUCUGGGCGAGUACGUGUCGGUAGUGGAAGUGCGCAAAGGCUAUAGGCCAUACACGCGCAACAAGAUUCGCUCAGAAAAGCGCACAGGAUCCAACAAACCAGCUUCGCGUUUGAACGAAGACAAGAUCAAGAUUCCGCGCACACAAAGCUUGGAUCCCGAUGCCCCUCAAGAAGUUCGUGAGGAUGCGACGUACGAAAAGGCGUUGACGCGAGCGCUGUUCGAAUAUGUCAGAGCUGGAAGACUUUUGGAGGCGCUGGAUUUGACCAGACAAGCGGAUCAACCUUGGAGAGCUGCCAGUCUGAGAGGUGCGAUACUGCAUUGGCGACCUGGUUGCGGCGACGACGAAGAAGCGCUAGACGAGCCAGAGGAAGCUACUGGAAAUCGCAAUCGCUUGUUGUGGAAGGCCAUUUGUCGGACUUUGGCAUCCAAGAGCGGCAUAGAAGAGCACGAAAGGGCACUGUACGGCGCGCUUAGCGGCGACUUGCAAUCUGUGCUGGCCGUUUCUAGCAGCUGGGAAGCGCAUCUGUGGGCUUAUGUCAAUGCCAGAUUGGAAGCGGCCGUCGACAAGGGACUGAAUGCGCGGGCAGGCUGGUGGAGUCAAGGCGCUACAGACACGUUUCCUGAAGCGUGCGGUCAAGUUGGGGCUGUGAAGCUCAACGAACUCGUCGUUCCCGACGCUCUCGCCAUCAUUCGACGAGCCAACACGACGGAGACGAUAGGAUCAGCAGACAAGGGCGAGAUCAAUCGAGAAUUGAAACAAAUCUUUGAGGUGCUCGCCCAGACAGAGUCGCAUGGGGUUCAUGAACAAGCAAACAACCCGUACGCCGUGGUGCAACGAGCAGUCAUCUUGGACAACGUCAACGAGUUCUUGAUGCAUGUGGAGCAGCGUCUGUUGGAUAUGCGCGAAACGGCGGAUCCGAGGAUAUACGCCAGGCUGGUCAGAUUCUUUGCACAUCUCGUGCUCUUUCUGAGGAGAUUGCAGGUGGACAAACCUCCGUCGGAUGUGGUGGCCAACUCGAUCUUGCGCGCCUAUGUCGAGGUGCUGGAGGUGGAUGGCGCGAAGGAUAGCUUGGUUGCCAUGUACGCUAGCGCUUUGGAACCGGAAAGCGCUACGCAGAGCUAUGCGCAUUUCCUCAAGCUUAUGCCCAUCACCGCGACGGAAGAGGAGCGUAGAGCUGCACUUGCAAGAGCCAGCGAGAACGAUCUCGACGUUGCUGCUGUGGCUCGCAUGACGGUCGCGAUGAUCUUCGAUGAGCUCAUUCCGAUGAUGCCGAGCGGCUUGGACCCAGAACAACCGCUUUUGCCUCUCGAAGCGCCCUUGAGCGAGGAGGAGAUCUGUCUCAUUCGCGCUAUCGACUGGCUCACGUACGACGAGUCCACUUCGGAGGAUGUCAUUUUGCAGAGCAACUUGUUGCUCAGGCUCUUUUUGGUCUCUGGCAAGGUCAAUGCGGCUCGUCAAGUGCUCGAACAUGUGCCUGAGCACGCUCUCUUCGUCUUGGACGAUGCGCAAGUGGCCGAGGACGAGAAGACGGAGCAUCUGCAUUGGAAGACCUUUUUCGAAGCGUACGAGGCGCACGUCCAGUUCAGCGAGGUUUGGAACAAACGGACAACGACGAUGGGGUCGGAUCAUGCGCGACAGACUUCGAGGCACGCUUUCGUCCAAGCGCUCCGUGAGAUCGUCGAGAUGGCGCAGGAAAAAAUGGAAGAGGUAUUGCAGAUGGAUUGGCUGAAGAUCCAGGUGGUGCUCGUCGAUGUUCAGGCUGAACGCAGAGCAUUGGAAUUGACUCGCAUACGCAAGAUCUAUAUUCCGGAGCUCAUCUUUAGGCUACACUUUAUGCUCCUGGACUCUUCCGAGUUCAUUCCUGGCAACCUUGCGAUUGCCCUGAACUUGCCAAACUUGGUGGCGGAUGAGAAGCACAAGCUUUACUUGGACUUUAUCUCCCUGCACGGCAAUUCGCUCAAGCAGUACCUCGCCUUUGUCCGACAAGCGCACCUAGAAUCUUUCGAUCGACUCGGCACCGACUCGUUCAAGGCUGCCGCAUCCGCUCCUACUUUGUUGGGCGCAUCUUGAAAACAAGACGCAACGUCGCAAUCUCAAUUGUCAUUGUGUGCGUACAAAGAGAGGUUGAUUGUGCAGCAGUCUGGGACCGGGCGGGGCGUGUACUGUGCAUUCAAAUCUACACAAAAUGACUCGUGACUAUGAGAGCAAUCAUGGCAGCAUUACAAUCCGCAUCGCGCAACAGGGACAUGGUGUGGUUUGCAGCAGCUAAGCAAAGGACUCAUCGACCGGCUUGGUCUCCAGAAAUGUCUCCGCAUUCGACAUUAGCUCUCGCAAAGUGGCGACGGCAUGACGAGGAGCAGCCUCGGACGAGGUCGGGCUCGCACGAGACGGUCGGACAAUCUUGGCUCGCUUAGCAACGCUUGACCUCGAGCUGCGCAAUGGACGGGCAAGAAACUUGAACGUCAGAAACAUGGCAGUCUGGACACUAUCGAAUCUUUCGUGCUUGCUCACCUCGACUCGGACGGGGAGCGCUUGCUCGACGUGAUCAUU
Molecule: messenger RNA, 3033 nt
Organism: Ceraceosorus guamensis
Lineage: Eukaryota; Fungi; Basidiomycota; Exobasidiomycetes; Ceraceosorales; Ceraceosoraceae
Product: nuclear pore protein 84/107
Exons: 5
Coding region: 1-2553 (850 amino acids)
Biological process (GO): protein import into nucleus; regulation of DNA-templated transcription; mRNA export from nucleus
Cellular component (GO): nuclear pore; nuclear pore outer ring
Molecular function (GO): structural constituent of nuclear pore
Source: RefSeq, a predicted model, not a curated record